Messenger RNA from Bombina bombina (fire-bellied toad), 520 nucleotides. RefSeq names its product cytochrome c oxidase assembly factor 4 homolog, mitochondrial. Lineage: Eukaryota; Metazoa; Chordata; Amphibia; Anura; Bombinatoridae. The record is from RefSeq and is a predicted model, not a curated record. The coding region runs from base 43 to 300 and encodes 85 amino acids. Gene Ontology annotation, cellular component: mitochondrial intermembrane space. The transcript has 2 exons. Gene Ontology annotation, biological process: mitochondrial respiratory chain complex IV assembly.
GUAACAGCGAAACCAAUUCAGUUCUGUGAGAUCAGCCUGGAGAUGUCCACUCCUACUCCACAAGCUCACAAUCGCAGCAGAAAUUCUGAGGAUGAGGAGGAUCCCCUGGACCAAAUGAUUGGACGCACUGGUUGCGCAGCCGCACACUACGCCGUGCAGGAGUGUAUGGCUGAGCACCAGGACUGGAGGAAGUGUCAGGCGCAUGUGCAGAGCUUUAAGGCUUGCAUGCAGGAGUAUCAGAAACAGCGAGCUGAGGAGCUGAUGAACAUGAGAAGCCAGAAGCAGCUGAAAACCUCCUAGCCAGUGUCUGGGUUUAACCAGUGGUGACCGGAAGCUCAGUGGACAUUUUCUGUAAAGGUCAAACUUUAUUACUUUUGCUCCUAGGACAAUCCUAUGAUGCAGCACAGAGGCUGUCGGACAUUUAUAUUACUGCAGCAAUACAAUUUAAUGUGUUUCCUAUACAGAUUUGUACAUAUGGGAAUGUGACAUCAGUUAUUAAUAUUAAAAACAACAAAAUGUA